Molecule: messenger RNA, 2524 nt
Organism: Dermacentor silvarum
Lineage: Eukaryota; Metazoa; Arthropoda; Arachnida; Ixodida; Ixodidae
Product: salivary glue protein Sgs-3-like
Exons: 2
Coding region: 1470-2327 (285 amino acids)
Cellular component (GO): extracellular region
Molecular function (GO): peptidase inhibitor activity
Source: RefSeq, a predicted model, not a curated record
CCAUCACCGGUUAUUGCACGUAUAGAACGCACGCGUGCCGGUACAGCGGGAGUUCCAAGAUGGGCGUGUCAACUAUUUUAUCCGUACUUUUAGCGACGCUUCUCGCGGGUUCCGUAACCUGCGGCCGCGUCCGGCGCACGGAAUACGGACCCGCGAAAGAGGCCGGUGCUUCGGAAGUAUCCUCGAGCCACGGAAGAACUUUCGUGAACUUCGACAGUUCCCCGGCCUUGACGCAUCUCGAGUUCAACGGGGGUUCCUCGAACGCACACCACCGCGGCGUUCACGGUGUUCCCGUCUUCCCGCCUAAGCCUGCAGAGCCAAGUUCGGAGUUCGGCGAGUACGACUACGCAGGAGUACGAUCAGAACUACCCCCACUGGCAUCAGGUUCACUCUUUUCACGAGCACAACACAGCACCGCCUUUAUGGCCGGAUUUUAAUGAACUGCAGCAAAUGACAACGACGCAACCUCCGAGCGCACACUCGACAGAUGCCGUCAGAAGGACCGUCGACCUCUCCGAGUUCGACCCUACCCACUCGUUCUUCGGUAGUAUGUUCACGGAUUCAUCGGACACCGGUAGAGGUACCAAGUCCUCUCCGCCCGUGGCUUCCACUACCCAAGCUAUCGGCUCUUCUGCCGACAAGGAUUCGCGAAACAAGAGUACCACACCCGGAGAAGAAUCGCAGGCUGUUUCGACGACGUCUGCUCAACAUGAAUCCCAUGGGGACCACGGAAAGGCGCUCAACGACGGCGCGCCAUUCGCGACUACGGUGAUUGAGUCUCUGCUGCAGCAGGGCGUCGGCAGCACAGCGACUCCUACCCUAGGUUCGCCGACAGUCGGUAAUAAGUCGACUGAAACAACAAACCCCAGCGUUGUGACGACGUCAACAGCAAUGGGCGUCGCUCAAGGCUCUUCGGAACCACCCACUAAACCCGACACCCCAAGAGAAACGGGCUCUACCCGGGGUUCAGCUGCCGUGCCGGUUGUUUCGAGGACCACCGUCGCUUUCCGAGAGCCCGGUUUCACGGAUACUCGUACGAAAUUCAAUGGAAGCGAAGCUGCCCACACUGGUGGGACGUCAACAGCCACUGGCACAAACAGUAAAUUCACGUCUUCGACUGUCCCUGCGCCACCCGCGGACUUCGUUGCUCGCCAGGCUGCCGCAGUAACGGUCGCUUCGUCUUCGAAGCCCACCGGUGGCUUCGCACGGCUUCCCACUCCGCUCGAAGUCGGCGUUGCUGACAAAAUCGUGGAGACUACUACUGAACGCGCAUUUCCCAACGCGACAACCGGAAGCCGUCCUCUCGCGCCCCAGGCGUCCGCCAACGAAACGGAGAUCCCCGCUAGGCAACUUGUCUUCAAAAACACUCCUCCUGACAACACGUCGCAGACUUCGCCUUCUGUACUUGAAAGUACUGAACCGUCUAAGCUUGCAACGUCCCCACGAGAGACACAAAUCCCCGGUUCAACAUGUCGACUUCAGAAACGAAUCUCCGGACUUUUCUGACUUCCCGGCUACUACGACUUCAUUCGCAGUCCUCUGAAAUCGCCGGACUGUCCAACCGCACCGAGACGACCACCCACCCUUCGCUUGCCACGAGCACUGCCCCCGACGGGCGAUUGCAGAACCGCACUACUACACCUUUGACCCGAGCCCCAGUAGAAGACAGCAACGAGACUUCCACUGCAUCCCAACGGCCCGUCGAGCCUUCGACGUUACGCCCAACCUCCCCAGCGAUAACUGCUGGCGUGCGUCGACAAGCAACCACCACCACCACCUCGAGCCCCACAACCACGGAGCCGACGCGAGUCCUUCCAACCGCACAGGGAGGCCAAGUUUCGCCGGCACAACCUACGCUAGCGAGGAACGCGGCGUUCAAACAAACUCUUCCGACGCCUUCGCGUCCUGUUCAUCCUGCGACGACUGCGAGUCCGCCCCCGGUUACGGCCGACGCUUACGUCAGACCGAUAACGCAACACGGCGUGCACGAGUUCGUGCCUCAGCGUCACCGAGACGUGGAGGAUUACUUCUACCACCACCAGUCCGGCCGCGUGGAGCACGACGACGCCCAUUUGCGUAGGAGCCCGUGUGGAAAGUGCCAGCGCACGCUCCACUACUGCGUGCAGAAGUGCUUCGUGCACCAUAGCUGCGAGGCAGAGACGAAUCCAGAGCUCACCUGUCCCCGGAUCAACGCCCCCUGCAUGCCUCCUUACAAGCACGAGGUGGACCAAUGCCGCCACAGCGCCGACUGCGAGAGCGCCAACCACCUCUGCUGCCUGGUAGGCUGCUCCCGCCGCUGCGUCCACGGCGUGCCCACCCAGCACUAGGCGUAGUACUUCGACCACGUGACCAACACGUACCACCUUCAACCGCACGCGUGCGAUCUUACGUCCACUCAUCACAUACACUCGCUGAUCUUAAACUGACAGUUAAUAUAUACUGUCAUGCGCCUAAAUAUAAAGGGGCCUACGCUACGUCGUAGGCGUUUUACUCGUUUUUUCAAGAAAUAAAAUGUUUUAUCUGC